This is a messenger RNA of Propithecus coquereli (Coquerel's sifaka), 1872 nucleotides long. RefSeq names its product zinc finger and BTB domain containing 12 (gene ZBTB12). The transcript has 2 exons. The coding region runs from base 171 to 1550 and encodes 459 amino acids. Gene Ontology annotation, molecular function: DNA-binding transcription factor activity, RNA polymerase II-specific; RNA polymerase II cis-regulatory region sequence-specific DNA binding; protein binding. The record is from RefSeq and is a predicted model, not a curated record. Lineage: Eukaryota; Metazoa; Chordata; Mammalia; Primates; Indriidae. Gene Ontology annotation, biological process: regulation of transcription by RNA polymerase II.
CGCCCACGCGGAGCCGGCCCCGCGCGCGCGCCCUGUGCUCCCCCGCGCCUGCGCGCUGCCCAGGCCCUGCCCGUGUGUGGGGGGCGCCGCCGGCCCCGGGGGGGUGGGGAAAAUAGGGGGGAAAAAAAACAGCGCGCGGAACCGGGCCAGGGUUGCCCACCCCCGCCACAAUGGCCUCUGGGGUGGAAGUCCUACGUUUCCAGCUGCCGGGCCAUGAGGCCGCUACGCUGCGGAACAUGAACCAGCUCCGGGCAGAGGAGCGGUUCUGCGACGUUACCAUUGUGGCCGACAGCCUCAAGUUCCGAGGCCACAAGGUCAUCCUGGCCGCCUGCUCGCCGUUCCUGCGGGACCAGUUCCUGCUGAACCCCAGCUCUGAGCUGCAGGUCUCCCUGAUGCACAGUGCACGCAUUGUGGCUGACCUGCUCCUCUCCUGCUACACGGGGGCUCUGGAAUUCGCUGUCAGGGACAUCGUCAACUAUCUGACGGCCGCCUCCUACCUGCAGAUGGAGCACGUGGUGGAGAAAUGCCGGAAUGCCCUCAGCCAGUUCAUUGAGCCCAAAAUAGGCCUCAAAGAGGAUGGGGUCAGCGAGGCUAGCCUUGUGAGCAGUGUCAGUGCCACCAAGUCCCUCCUCCCUCCAGCCAGGACCCCAAAGCCAGCCCCCAAACCCCCACCCCCACCUCCUCUACCCCCUCCACUCCUGCGGCCAGUGAAGCUGGAGUUCCCACUGGAUGAGGACCUGGAGCUGAAGGCAGAGGAGGAGGACGAAGAUGAGGACGAGGAUGUGUCUGACAUCUGCAUCGUCAAGGUGGAGUCAGCGCUGGAGGUGGCUCACCGGCUCAAACCCCCUGGAGGCUUGGGAGGGGGUCUGGGAAUUGGAGGCUCCGCCGGCAGCCAUCUUGGGGAGCUAGCCCAGAGCAGUGUGCCCCCCAGCACUGUAGCCCCACCGCAGGGUGUGGUGAAGGCCUGCUACAGCUUGUCGGAGGACGCAGAAGGGGAGGGCCUGCUGUUGAUUCCCGGAGGCCGGGCUAGUGUGGGGGCCACCUCGGGCCUGGUGGAAGCGGCAGCGGUGGCCAUGGCUGCCCGGGGGGCGGGGGGCAGCCUGGGGGCGGGGGGUAGCCGAGGACCCCUGCCUGGGGGCUUUUCGGGUGGAAACCCCUUGAAGAACAUCAAGUGCACCAAGUGCCCGGAAGUGUUCCAGGGCGUGGAGAAGCUGGUCUUCCACAUGCGGGCACAGCACUUCAUCUUCAUGUGCCCUCGCUGCGGCAAGCAGUUCAACCACAGCAGCAACCUCAACCGCCACAUGAACGUGCACCGCGGCGUCAAGUCACACUCCUGCGGCAUCUGCGGCAAGUGCUUCACGCAGAAGUCCACACUGCACGACCACCUCAACCUGCACUCGGGAGCGCGGCCCUAUCGCUGCUCCUACUGCGACGUGCGCUUCGCCCACAAGCCUGCCAUUAGGCGGCACCUCAAGGAGCAACACGGAAAGACCACAGCCGAGAACGUGCUGGAGGCCAGUGUGGCCGAGAUCAACGUCCUCAUCCGCUAGCCGGGCAGGCGUGGAGGCCAGGAGGCUGGGGUCCCUGGGCGGGGUGGGAAGAGGGCUCUUUGGCCCAGGAGAAUGGGGGGGAUGAGGGGGGAUAGGGCAGAAAGGUAGAGUGGGGAGCCUCAGCAGACACACACAUCCUGAGGGAGGGAGGAAGAUUUCCUUGGAGAGAACACUCUGCCUCUUCAGAGUGGAAGAAAAGGAUGGAGCCAGGGACAGCGUUUCUUGAGAAGGCCACGGGAAUGCGGGGUCCCAAAGAAAGAUUUUCUUCUCUUAGAGGUGCAUGUAUAUGUGGAGGGAGGGGAAAGGGUCCUAUAGAAAAGGG